This is a messenger RNA of Oikopleura dioica, 537 nucleotides long. NCBI's taxonomy places the organism in Eukaryota, Metazoa, Chordata, Appendicularia, Copelata, Oikopleuridae. The record is from the annotation of a GenBank genome assembly.
AUGGAUUUGUGCUAUCAGUGGAUUAUUUCAAGCAUGAGUUGCAAGUCUCAAAAAUGGCGCUCUUCAAAAUUCAUUCACCGUUUUCAAAAAGUCAUUGGCGACGCUCUUUGGCAUAUCGAAAGCACAAGAAAAUGCGCAGUUAAUCGAAGAGGUAAGCGAGAAGCUGACGAGUUUUCAGAUGUUUCCGAUAUAUCCAGCUUUUUUGCCGAUGAGGAUAGUUAUUACGAGUCAAUGAUAAAUGGCGAAUACGAUGAUUUUGAAAGCUUGCAGUACCAGUACGAGGACUUUUUGCAUGCAACGGAGAAACAUGUAAUCAAUGAAGAAGAAAACGAGGAAAUGUUAGAUUUUGCUCGGGGUCGACGACCAAAAAACCCAGUCAAAAUUGAAAAAGACGAAAAAACUUUGUGUGCUGAGUCCUUCGACAAUUUAUACGAGAAAACUUCCAUCAACAGCUGCCGAAAACACCCUGCAUGGAAGAAGAGAACCGCAGGCCUCAUUCGGCAAAUCACUCAAUAUUCUUCAAAAUGCGCGAAUUGA